Molecule: messenger RNA, 2762 nt
Organism: Pungitius pungitius (ninespine stickleback)
Lineage: Eukaryota; Metazoa; Chordata; Actinopteri; Perciformes; Gasterosteidae
Gene: gnb1l
Product: guanine nucleotide binding protein (G protein), beta polypeptide 1-like
Exons: 9
Coding region: 331-1329 (332 amino acids)
Molecular function (GO): protein binding
Source: RefSeq, a predicted model, not a curated record
CUUUCGUGGGCAGCUCAUUCUCGUCUAAACGGAGGUCCUUCAGGUCCCGGCGCAUGUUUUCAACCCUCUCCUUCUCACAGCUCCUGACAACUACCCCCAAAACCCGGUGUGUCACAGAAAUGUGUCCAGGUGAAUGACCCGAUGGAGGAAAUGGGUGAUAAUGCAAACAGAUAAGGCUCCGGGUACCUGUUGAACACAGCCAGGACCUCCUGAAUCUGGACCCUCUGACACGGGCCAGCAGGAGCCUCAGUCCUCCUCUCCCGAAUCUUCCCACUGGCUCCCCUAUCCAGCUCAGGUUUGCGGGCCUCCUCGCAGCCACACGUCGACCGAAUGACCGAAGGGAUGUUUCGUCCCGCUCCGUCCCCCAUCUACACCCUGAGGGGGGCCGGUGGGCCCCUCAACACCCUCCACUUCAGCUGCAAGGGAGGGAACACUCCCCUCCUGUUUUCUGGGUCGGGGAAGGGCGCCAUCCAUGUGUGGAACCUCGACACCAGGAGAGCCGAGAAGGUCGUGGAAGGUCACUCUGGUCACUCGGUGGUCUGGGUUGGCACGCUGCAGGAGACGGAUGCCCUCGUCAGUCAGGGGCGGGACAUGCGGGUGUGUCUGUGGGAUCUGAGCGAAGGUCGUGGCGAGGUGACGGACUCCGUGUGGACCGGCAGCGUGGGGUUCUGCCAGUGCUCCGUGCUGGAGACCAGCCCCUCGGCGCGCCUGCUGGCCUUCGCUGGACAUCAGACCGAAGAGAUCAAGGUUAUUGAGCUGCCCGGCAAGACCCCAGUCUGCACCCUGGUACCAGACGCCAAGCUGGGGAUGGUCAUGUGUAUCAAAUUGUGGCAGCCCGACUCGGGUCACGGGCCGCUCCUGGUGGCUGGAUACGAGGACGGUUCCCUGUUGCUGUGGGACGUAACCCAGAGGUCCGUGCUGAGCCGAGUCAAAGCCCACCCGGAGCCCGUCAUGUGCCUGACCUUUGACCUCCAGGGUCUGAGGGGCGUGUCCGGCUCCUCCGAGAAGCGACUCUCCGCCUGGAUGCUGGACGGACAGAACAACCUGCAGCUCCAGGACUACGUUGCCCUGGUCAACCCCGGGGUCUCCCAGCUUUGCGUCAGGGGCGACGGCAGACUCCUGGCGUCGGCGGGCUGGGACCAUCGGGUGCGGGUAUUCGGGUGGAAGAAGCUCCGGCCGCUGGCGGUGCUCCAGUACCACACCGACAUGGUGCUCAGCGUGGCCUUCUCCGACCACCGGGACCCCGGGCAGAGGCUGCUGGCCGCCGGGUCCAAGGACCACCGGGUCAGCCUGUGGUCGAUAUACAACGAGGGAGCGCACACCGGCUGAGCCACUGGGAGGACAGUUGGACCUUUAAUCAAUACUUCCUGCAGGUGUUGACCUGACACAAAAUAACGCUAGAAGCCGACAAUUCAGUAAUAGCCAAUGGACAAGUGGAUAUGUGAAUAUAUUUAGCUCCUUACCUCUUCAUAGUGUUGACGUGUGGAAGUAACCACCAUAUAUAAAUCAUUGUUUUGGAAUUAGGAACCUGGUGAAUAAUCCAGUUAUGAUUUUAAAAAAAGAAACUGCUCAUGACUCCAUUUGUCCACGUCAGUAUGAUUUGAAAUGCAUCAUUCACAACAGGCAGCUGAUGUUACCUGAUACGGUUAACACUGCAUCCUGCUACGGGAUUCAUGCAGAAGACACUGGGUUAAAAAUAUUACCCUUAACUAAUUUUAUUUUGUUCUCAAAUGAACUGAAAUGUAAAUCUGUGAUUUACUUUUCCAGGCACAUUGUACCAUUUUAAUAUACAAAGUCCUAAUGCCAUUCUCUCAAACAAUGGGUACAGCAAUAAAAUAGAAAUAGUGAGUUCUGCAUUUGUAACAUAAGGGACCUUGUUAACUCCUUGUUACGUAGAUAUUUUACAGUGUCUUAAGUUUUCUUAAAUAAAAUGUCCUUUAAAUGAGAGUUAGGUUGAAAUCAAAUAGUUCAACAGACAUCCGGCGUCUUUUUAGUCAGCCCGAAGCCUUUUUGUGAGGCUCUGCGCGGCUUUGUGAUGGCGUUGACUCGUCUGAUGGGAGAUUCGCUCCAGCGGAUCUGAAUCUGAGCAAUACGGCGCACCUGAUCGGCUGUGUAAUCUGGUGUUGUUUUUCUAGCGGGUCUUUAGCUUAACACACUGGCCCCUCCAGCCUGACCUGAGCUGUUUGUCAAACAAGGUUAAUCACAGCGGUGGCACGAAGAACAGAGAUCUGUUGGUUUAGUGCUGCUGCUGAUCUGCAGAUACUCUCCUUCUUCAGCAUAAUCUCUUUGUGUGCUGGUUUUCUUUUCCAAAUGUUCUUUGUUAAUCUUAAAGGUUAGUACUGGAAGAAAUUACAUCGCUGUAAACAUGAAGCUGAACUGAAAUCAGCAACAAAAAAACAACUUUUAAUGUCCUCUGAAACACUUUAAAACAAGACAAUUGGUAACUUCCACUUUUACUUUAAAUGUAAAACCAAAUACUGAUCGUUUUCCGUCAACAAGGACGUGUUGUUUUUCUCUCUUUUUGUCUCUAAUAAUACAUCUGUGAGUCAAUGAGCAGCGCGGGACCUCGUGUGCUGCAGCCCUGCUCCGAGAGGCCGGGGCUUCAAACGCUCCACAUUCUGCCUCGUGGAGGCUUUGUCUCGCGGGACGACCCCAAGUUGGGAAGCGCAGCUCUCUUUACAGGAAAGGCCUGAGAAAUCAAAGAGCCAGAAUAGCAUAAAAGCCACAAAUCAUUAGUGACCAGAGGAAAGUGAAGGUCACAA